AGGUGCCAAGAGACGGCGUCAUUCUCGGGUGUCAGCAACGGAAAGUCAGAAACAACGAGAAACCAAGGAGGAAGGGUCUUUUCUCAGGGUUUCUGGCCCUUUAUCCGCCACCAACGGCAAUCAUAUCUUUUUUCUUGCUUCUGUCGACCCUGAAAGGACAAGCCCUUGGUAAGAUCUUGGGAUAUUGUCUCCCCGUCCACUUGGAAGGUACUGGCUGCCCACCAUGGAAGCCCAUCUCAUCGAUUCGCUCGUCCGUCAAAGUUGUACAUGUAUACUCGUUGCAAGGCUUCGGCUAAGCCUGCCAGGAAACGGUCGACGCCUGGAGAAGCAAAACUCGCCUCCAUCGCCCGUGCAAACCAUUUCUACCUCCCUACAGUAGCCAUGCUAGAUAUCUGAUGAUUCCCAGUGUUCUGUCGGUCUGUAACAUACUGGGACUAUUUAUUUGUGACCCACACACAGUAUUUUCCCAAAUCACCAAAUGUCAUUUCUCGGCAUAUGCCCGACCUUGCCGGUGCCCAUCUCUAGCCUGUCCAACGGACUGGCACAAGCAGCAUCAUGCAUCUUGGCCUAUCUUGGCGUAUUCUGACCUCUUCUUGGACCUACUCGUGUGACCUGAAGAAAUAAUCGGGCCUUCCAAGUGUGGAGAGAGAUCCGGGGUCUGGGGAAGAACCAGAUUCUUCAAAUACGCCGUUCUCCUUCCCCAGGUUGGCGGACAUGCCAAUAUUUGAUCUGCUCUUUUGCAUCCCUUCUCCAUAUCGAUACCCCUAGGGUCAUAGGAAAAUUCCCUUUGCCCUUUGCCUUGUUAUCAAAGGGUUUCGUGUUAUCUCAGUUUAAUAGCAAGGCGACAAGAGGUCUUUAUACACACCACCUCAUAAAAUGCCGCCUCCAAGAGUGGACGAUGAGGCUCCCAUGCCCCCAGAAGACAACGGAAUCGACUCUUCAGGCCCAAGAAGGUCCAGUAGUGGCAGCACAGCUGCUACUUACAACAAUGCCGAGAAGAGCGGAGCCAUUUCUGGACAGGGCGGUGUCGUCUCCAACCAGAUAGCCGGUCAGCAGAAGGCCACCGUUGGGGCCUUGCUCAAGAACCCCUUGGCCGGAAUGACAGACGCUCAGAUCAUUGCAGACGCAGACCGUUUCGUCGAGGAAAAGGGUCUAACUGAGCACCGCGAGGCCUUCAGGAAGGGUGCCAUGCUCGCCAGGGUUCAAAACAACGACACGGCAUUUGAGCAGCUAGAUAUCAUCACCGAGCAGGAGAAGGAAACCCUUCGCAAGGAGGUCAAGAACAGAUGGCACCAGCCGUUUAUGCUCUACUUCCUUUGUUCCUUGUGUGCGGGAAGUGCCAUCGUACAAGGAAUGGAUCAAACCGCUGUCAACGGAGCACAGGAGUUCUACUAUGAGACAUUCAACAUCACCGACGACCUUAUGCGAGGUCUACUGAACGGAGCCCCCUACCUUUGCUCGGCCUUAAUUGGUUGCUGGACGAACCCCAUCCUGAACAAGUGGACUGGACGAAGGGGAACAAUUUUCAUCUCUUGUUUUGUGUCUACGGUGACUGGGUUCUGGAUGGCAGCAGCCGACACCUGGUACAACCUGCUCAUCGCUCGAUUUGCUCUUGGUUUUGCUGUUGGUGCCAAGUCCAGCACCACUCCCGUCUACUCUGCCGAAUGCACACCAAAGGCCAUUAGGGGUGCACUUACUAUGCAGUGGCAGAUGUGGACUGCGUUUGGCAUCAUGUUGGGGUUUGUAGCCUCGGUAGCCUUCGCCAACACCGACUUCCUUGGCGAGAACACCCAGUGGCGUUGGAUGCUGGCUUCAACCUCAAUCCCCCCUUUCCUCGUCAUGAUCCAGGUUUACUUUUGCCCGGAGAGUCCCAGAUGGUACAUGGAGCGAGGAGAGUUCACAAAGGCGUAUUCGUCGGUGCGACGACUGCGGUACCUCGAAUGCCAGGCCGCGCGAGACAUGUACUACGCCUUCAAGCUCCUGGAAAUUGAACAAGCGCAGCGCGAGGGCCGGAACCUUCUCAAGGAGUUCUUCACCGUCCGCCGUAACCGCCGAGCCGCUCAGUCGUCGUGGUUUGUCAUGUUUAUGCAACAAUUCUGCGGAGUUAACGUCAUUGCUUACUACUCUACGGCAAUUUUCCAAAACGCUGGCUUUUCACGCAACGCGGCGCUUCUUACUUCCUUGGGUGGCGGAGCAAUCAACUUCCUGUUCGCGAUACCAGCCAUAUACACCAUUGAUACCUUUGGCCGGCGCAACCUACUUCUUGUUACCUUCCCGCUCAUGGCUAUUAUGCUGUUCUUUACCGGUUUCUCAUUCUUCAUCCCGGAAGAUAACCCAGCGCGUCUCGGAUGCAUUGCCACCGGUAUCUACCUUUUCAUGAUGGUUUAUUCACCUGGAGAGGGCCCUGUUCCUUUCACCUACUCUGCCGAGGCUUUCCCGCUGCACAUCCGCGACAUCGGUAUGAGUAGCGCUACUGCCAUCACAUGGGGUUUCAACUUCAUCAUCUCCUUCUCCUGGCCUGCACUGGAGACGGCCUUUGGUCCCACUGGUGCUUUCUGCUGGUACGCGGCGUGGAACAUCUUUGGCUGGAUCUUUGCGUACUUCUUGCUGCCCGAAACCAAGAACCUCACCCUCGAGGAGCUCGACAUGGUCUUCGGAGUGAGCAACCGCGACCACGCCAAGUACUACACAGACAAGUUGCCGUGGUACUUGAAGAAGCACAUCCUACGCAAGGACGUCGACAGCUUUCCGCCGUUGUACCAGUUGGCCGAAGAUGAGGACCUCGCCGAUCCUCCCAUAGCCGCCAAGGUCGACGACAGGGUCGAUGCCAAGCAGACGCAGCCUGUGAUGAGUCCCAGACUUGGGGUCGAACACGCUGAGGAGCCUUCCAUCCCUGGGGAUGACAAGACCGUCAGGUAAAGGAUAUGCAAAACAUAUGUUGGGAUGAGAAUUCGGAGUGCCUGAAAGGUGACCGAAUUGAAAGAGUUAAUCAGUUGGUAGGACGGGGGCAAGGGAGCAUGUGAACUUUCAGGUUAUGUCACCAUCGCUUCGUGGAAAGGUUGCUGUGGGGCGUUUCUUUUUGAUUAGGAUUUUAUACCCUCUUUUUGCUUGUUAAAUAUCAGACGAAUAUACCUGGUGAUUCCAUGAUUCGUGACUUUUGCAAGAAACAAAGGACCUUUGUUGUUUGAC
This is a messenger RNA of Pyricularia oryzae 70-15, 3189 nucleotides long. RefSeq names its product plastidic glucose transporter 4. Gene Ontology annotation, biological process: transmembrane transport. The record is from RefSeq and is a predicted model, not a curated record. The coding region runs from base 877 to 2919 and encodes 680 amino acids. Lineage: Eukaryota; Fungi; Ascomycota; Sordariomycetes; Magnaporthales; Pyriculariaceae. Gene Ontology annotation, cellular component: membrane. The transcript has 6 exons. Gene Ontology annotation, molecular function: myo-inositol:proton symporter activity.